AUGGCGUCUCGCCCGCGGCGUUCUGCCGCUACAAAAGCAAAUGAGUCUAUCUCGGUUCAUGCAAAAUGGGCUGACGCUAGUGACAGAAGUGAGCGCAAUACAAUGAGCUCCCGCCGAUCUGGCCGCACCUCUGGUGAAGGUGCUUCACGGGACCUACCCUCGUCCCCCGACGAAAGCGUUACGGUCAAAACGACGUCCAGAUCCACCCGUGGUGCCGCCAAUCGACGAAGUGAUCGUUUUGACGGAGGCGAGAUUGUCCAUGGCACUAGAAAUCGUGGGGGCAGGAAGAAUUAUGUAAUUGACUCUAGCCCCGAUGACGAAGAGGAGGAGGAGGAGGAGGAGGAGGAGGAGGAAGAGGAAGAAGAUGCUGAAGGUGACGAUAUUGAAGAUGCAGAUGAAGAUGCUGAAGGGGAGGAAAUGGAGGUUGAUGUCGAGGGAGACGACAUUGACGCUGAGGGAGAGGAGGAUGCAGAAGGGGAUAUUGAUAUGGAUACGCCGGUAGUCUCGCGUACGAUAAGAGUGUCGCAGCCAGCUCCCAGGUCUGCUGCCAAAGUCGCUGCUACCAAGAUGGCGGUUGACGAGGAUGAAGACGAGGAAGACGACGACGACGAGGAAGACGACGACGACGAGUUGAGCGACCCUGCCGACAGUGAGGAAGGUGACCAAACAAUGGGAUUUGGUGAUGAGACCAUGGCCGAUGAGGACGCCGAGGGGGAAGAGAUAGAGGUGGCCGGGGAAGAUGAUGAAGAGGAGGAGGAAGGGGAAGGGGAAGGAGACGAAGAUGCGGAAGGCGAAGAGGUUGGCGAUGCUGGCGCUGAUAGUGAUGGAGGAGGCACUCGGGAAGGAACUCCUGAUCUUACCAAAAUGACGAAACGCCAGAGGGCAAGAUUUGAAGAGGCACCCCAGGAAUAUAUGAAGUUGUCUGAUGAGGUCCAAGUGAAGAAGCACUUCACUGCUGAAGAGCUGUCCAUGAGACGGCAGGAAAUGGCUCGUCGUCGUCGCAACCUCAGCGAGAAGCGCAACGAAGAGGUCAAGAUGGAAACUAUCAACAAACUCUUGAAGAAGCAAGCACCAAAAAUUAACCGCAAGGCAGCAGCAGCAGCAGCCCGGGCUGACAGCCCGGCCGAGGAAGCCUACAAACCCGAUCCUACUCUCAUACGGUGGGUGAAUAAUAAACAUGGAAGCAGAGUAUCGGUACCUGAAGAUAUCAUGACCGGACCGGUUGGGAGAGUUUUCUUGAAGGGCGGCGGUUUGGUAACCGGAAAGUUGGUCCAGGAAAUUCCUUGA
Molecule: messenger RNA, 1287 nt
Organism: Metarhizium album ARSEF 1941
Lineage: Eukaryota; Fungi; Ascomycota; Sordariomycetes; Hypocreales; Clavicipitaceae
Exons: 3
Coding region: 1-1287 (428 amino acids)
Biological process (GO): chromatin remodeling
Cellular component (GO): Ino80 complex
Source: RefSeq, a predicted model, not a curated record